Molecule: messenger RNA, 3883 nt
Organism: Tachysurus vachellii
Lineage: Eukaryota; Metazoa; Chordata; Actinopteri; Siluriformes; Bagridae
Gene: dhx30
Product: DEAH (Asp-Glu-Ala-His) box helicase 30
Exons: 20
Coding region: 46-3552 (1168 amino acids)
Cellular component (GO): intracellular anatomical structure; nucleus; cytoplasm
Molecular function (GO): G-quadruplex RNA binding; ATP binding; DNA helicase activity
Source: RefSeq, a predicted model, not a curated record
UCGCCUCCUCUCUGAGACCCGAAGCACUGAGUAUGUUGUGUAAAUAUGGCGGCGCACAUGAGCUCCAUCAUGCGUCUCCGGACUCUGUGCAACCUUGGGAGGAAAACGGUUUAUAUAAGAAUCACACCCUGUUUGGACCGGACUAGAGUAAGUCUGUACAGGACCCGAGCCGGAAGCGCCCAGACCCGGGGAGAACCUGCCCCUGACACAGACAGAGCAGGCCAGUCUGACCUCCUCAUGGAAUUUCCCGAGCCAAAGAAACUCCUACAUUCAACUCUGUCUAGAUCGCUGGGACAGUCAAAUAUCUCUCGAUACAUCCAAUACAGCUGCACAGAUGGAGAUGUUAAGAGGGCGACAGUUACACUAUUCUGGCCUCAGACGAUCGAGGUGGUGGGAUUCGGGUCACGGAAACAGGAGGCGGAGCGACGCGCCGCAGCAGCUGCCUGCAGUAGGCUGAGGGAACUGGGAGUUCUGGGUCCGAGGAACCAGCUUCCCACACAGAGACUAGCUCAGCAGUCUGGAUGGCGCUCAUCUGCUUGGGAAGAUCCAGAGGAAGAUCUGAGUGUGUGUAAAAGCAGCGAGUUAAGACUAACCCCGAGCAAGAAGAUGAGAAGAGCUGCAGGAAACCUCGAAGUGGUGAAAGAGGAUCCAAAGGUCUCGGAGGCCCUCUCCAUCUUUCCAAAGCCGAAGGCACUUUUGGGGAGGGUUAUUCAAGUGGCCACGACAUCUGGUAGCGUCAACGACCUGCUGCACUACAGGACAGGAGGCGGAAAGGUGAAGGAGUGUGAACUCACUCUGCACUGGCCCGAGGAGAUGCGCUUUACUGCCCACGGACGCCGCAGAUUGGAGGCUGAAACGCGGGCAGCAGCACUCGCCUGCCUCAGACUGAAGGAGCUGGAGCUGCUGGAUGGGCAGAAUAAUCCUCUCACACAUGCCAAGUACAACCAAGAGGAGGUGAAGGAGGCUGGUGAGCGAGAGAGGAGGCCGUGUCACAUAGUGAUCCCAGACGACCUGGAGCACAGGAUUAGAGAUUAUUUAACGCAGUUCCCAGUGGAGGAGGAGGUGCAGAAGCUGUGGGAAGAGCAAGCUGACCAGAGGCUGUCUUCUUCCUUUAAUGAGGAGGAGGAUGAUGAUGAAGAUGACGAUGAGGAUCCUGUGCUCGAUACAAUCACUAGCAAGCCUUUCCGCCCUCUGAACCCUGAGGAGGCGGAAAUCCUGAGCGACAGACUUCUGAGGCAAUGGGAUAGAGCAGGUCCGUCCCGGGGGGCGGAGCUUCCAGUAGACUCUCACCGCGAACGUCUGGUGGAGGCAGUGGAGGCAUCAAGGGUGGUGGUGGUUGCUGGAGAGACGGGCUGUGGGAAGACGACACGGAUACCACGCUUCCUUCUGGAGGGCCGUGUGAGGGCUGGAGCUGGAGCACACUGCAACAUCCUGGUCACGCAGCCACGCAGGAUAAGCGCAGUGUCUGUGGCUCAGCGCGUUGCCAGUGAGAUGGGCCCCACCCUCAAAGCCUGUGUUGGCUACCAGGUUCGUUUAGAGUCUCGUCCCCCCGAGUCCAGCGGUGGUUCACUCCUCUUCCUCACAGUGGGCGUUCUGCUGCGGAAGCUGCAGUCGAAUCCGUGGCUGCGCGGCGUGAGCCAUGUGCUGGUAGAUGAGGUGCACGAGCGAGACGUGAACACGGAUGUGCUGCUGGCCCUGCUGCGUCGCGCCCUUACCCACAAUCCUGAGCUGCGCGUGGUUCUCAUGAGUGCCAGCGGAGACACGCAGCGCAUUGCCUCCUACUUUGAUGAGUGUCCUGUAGUGCACGUCCCUGGCUUCAUGCACCCUGUGAGACAGCGGUACCUGGAGGAGGUUCUGAGGGAGAUGGGGAGACCAGCAGUGAAGGCAAGUGCACAGAAGGAACAGGAUGAUUUGACCCCUGACCUUGAUUUAGUGGCAGAUGUGAUUGAUCACAUUCACACUCGCAGAGAGACAGGUGCGGUGCUGUGUUUUCUUCCUGGCUGGCAGGACAUUAAAGCCUUGCAGCAGAAGCUGGAGGAGAAACAGUCCUACAAAUUGGGCUCACAGCUUAUCUUACCAUUGCACUCCAGCAUGUCUGUAGCAGACCAACAGGCUGUGUUUAAACGACCCCCUGAGGGCCAGCGCAAAAUUGUCCUGGCAACGAACAUCGCAGAGACGUCCAUCACCAUCGAUGACAUAGUGCACGUUGUGGACCUGGGGACUCAGAAGGAGCAGAGCUACGAUUCCAGGACCAAGGUCUCAUGUCUGGAUACAGUCUGGAUCUCUCGCUCAAACGUCAUUCAGCGACGAGGGAGGGCGGGUCGAUGCCAACCUGGCCACGCCUAUCACUUGUUUCCCCGGAAACAACUAGACACCAUGACCAUGUUUCCCAUCCCGGAGAUUCUGCGCACCCCUCUGGAGAGCCUGGUGGUUCAGGCUAAAAUCCACAGUCCUCAGACUAAGGCUGUAGACUUCCUGUCCCAGGUGAUGGACUCUCCAGAACAAGGAGCAGUAAGAGAAGCCCUAAGGACGCUGCAGGAAAUCGGAGUGUUGGACACCUCUGAGUGUCUGACUCCGCUGGGGGAGCGUGUGGCAUGUAUGUCAUGUGACCCACGCUUGGGGAAGCUCCUGGUUCUGUCCUCUCUUUUCCGCUGCGUCCUCCCCAUGUUGUCUGUUGCGGCCUGUCUGACCCGAGACCCGUUUCAGAACAGCUUACAAAACCGCUCCACAGUCAACAAGGUUAAAGAGGCUCUGAGCGGCUCCAGCUACAGCGAUUAUCUGGUGUUCAGUAGGGCAGUACAGGGUUGGCGAGAGCUUCAGGACAGACGUGAAAGGCAGGAGUAUUUAGACUCGCACAGUCUUUCACCAGCAAGUCUGCGGUUUAUACACGGUUUAACUCAGCAGUUCAGUGAGAAUCUGGUGGAGGCGGAGCUAGUCACACACCCUGCUGAGUGUCUCCGCACUUCAUCACUGCUGAAUCAGCACAGCAAUCAGGAGGAGCUUCUUAAAGCUGUGCUGUUGGCAGGGUUUUACCCCAACCUCAUCCAGGUAAAGAGAGGUGUUGUAAGCAAAGGGGGCAGGUUUCGCCCCAACGACUUGUCUUACCGCACUCAGUGUGGUCCUGUGUUACUCCACCGCUCCUCUGUCAACCGGGCUCAGCGAAAGCUUCCCAGCCGCUGGCUCACAUUCUUUUCGGCGGUUAAAUCGAACGGCAGCGUCUUCAUCAGAGACUCGUCUGCAGUCCAUCCUCUGGCCCUUCUUCUCCUGACUGACUGUAACCUUAUUGAGCGUGCGUACGGCGAUCAUGUGGAGGUGACCAUGCCGGGCCGUUCUCUCAUACGAUGGGAGCUGUCUGCUCAAACCUGGGAGCUGCUGUGGUCUUUACGCACCUCUCUGCAGGCUUUGCUUCACCGAAACCUCAGACCUUUAACCUCCGACUGUAUCGUCAAGGAGAACAGCGCUCAAGACAGCCAGCUUAUCACUUUGUUCGUGGAUCUUCUGAACAGCACAGAGCCGGAUGCUUACAAUGCAGACUACAGUGACACAGACUGAUGAAGCUUUUUUCAGCUUCAUUAUAUAAAUCUUGCACUUUCUUUGUCUCAUAAUGUAUUUAAUGGAUAUUGGAUAUCCAAACAUGUCCAUGGCUACACUGAUGUGUCAUAGUGGUGCCUACUGAUUGCUCUGACCAAAUCCCGUGACGAGUGAAACGGGAGAUGAGACGAUGCCAUUAUAAUGAACUGGCAUAAAUGAAUUUGACUUCCAUGUAGUCAUCUGUGAAAAGCAUAAGAGCAGAUUUUCAUCUGUAUGUAAAAUAAGAUAUACACUAUACUCAAUGAACCAACAUUAAGAAGGACUAAAACUAUUUGCAUUAGAAUAUUUGAGA